Dicentrarchus labrax (European seabass) is the source of this 3371-nucleotide messenger RNA. Its product is annotated as E3 ubiquitin-protein ligase MARCHF9-like. Lineage: Eukaryota; Metazoa; Chordata; Actinopteri; Moronidae. The transcript is spliced from 4 exons. Bases 1366 to 2373 code for a protein of 335 amino acids. The record is from RefSeq and is a predicted model, not a curated record. Gene Ontology annotation, molecular function: ubiquitin-protein transferase activity; zinc ion binding. Gene Ontology annotation, biological process: protein ubiquitination.
CUUGGACAGCAGCCUCUGCCAGUACGCUGCUUACUGUGGAUGGAGGAGCUCAUCUCUGCUCUUCUCAGCCCCACAGAGGGAAGAUGAUUGGGGGGGAGGGGGAGUUUAUUUUGUGGGAAACUGCGGUCUGUAACUAUAGAGAUAAAGAAGUUUUUGUUUUCCAGCCGAAGCGCCUGAAAAACAUCUGAAAAUCAAGUUUUUACCACCCUGAAGAUCCCGGACUCAUCGCUACAGCCUGCCAUGUGGAGUGGCAUUUUAUUGUCCCACUGAUUCAUGCAGGCCUUGGUUUAAUUUGGUGAAGGUGUGAUGGUGGUGGUGAUGAUGAUGAGGUGCAGUUGUUUUUAACAACCCGGAAGGGACAGUUGCAGUCUGCCGUCGGCUUAUUUUGUGUGUUUGUGCAGGAAUCCAUAUCCAUCAUCCUCUCGCUCCUCCUGAUUUGUGGCGCAGAGAUGGUCGGGGAGAGCACAGAACUGGCGCUGCAAGUUGUCGUGAAAUGGAUUUUUUUGGGUAUUGUUCAUCAGUUUUGAUGUUUCCGGGUUUGUAACUUUGUAACUGGGUCGUCGGACCUGUUUUCAGGAGGGGAAAAGGUGUGGGACGAAAAACCCACUCGACCCACAAGCCAAAAAUAAAAAAAUAAAAGAAUAGGCUCCAGCAAAGAAGAAGAGGAAACUGGUGGAUUGAUGGAUGCUGCCACUGCGAGACAACAAAGGAUGCACGCUUGUCACCUCGUGUAAUUUCACCUCCGCUGUAGGUAAAUGAGGAACUCAAAUAUAAAUCGGCUUUAACUUAGUUGUUAAUAGGAUUUAAUAUCAACCCCCUCUCAGACACCCUCGCUGCUUUUCCGCAUGCAGAGGAACAGACACCAACAUUUUGAUGAUUUAAGACACCAAGAGGACCCGUUUGAACCCUUCGGGAUGCCAAUAAACACACCGGACUUGAAAAUGUAGGCAUGACAGGAUGCUGUUGGACCCCAUCUCACUUUAAUGUUGGUGCCACAGUUCGUGGCUAUCAGCCUCCAUUGAAUCCCGAAAGAAAACGCCUCUAUCCAUGAAAAAUAAUCCUUCCCUAUUGGCUGGAUUGCGGUGCACAUGCUAUAACAACAGGAUAUGCAAAGAGCUAUGGGCUGAUCUAAUAGCCUAUCAUGUUUUCCGCAUGCUUUUUUGACCGAGAUCUGUAUUGUAUUGAAUAGGAUGUGAACUGUCUACUUGGAUCAAAUGGUUCAGAUGCCAUAAUAAUAAUAAUAAUAGCCUAAUAAUAGUAACAAUAAUAAUACUCAUAAUAAUAAUAAUAAUGCUGUAUAAUGGACCUGUCACAGUCAAGCUGAAGGCUGUUUUGUUUGUGCCUGUGUAGUGAAGCUGCUGAAGAAUGUUUAAGUAUCGGAUCCGGAUGUUUUUCAAUGAACUCAAAGUGUUGCUACUGAUGCGCUCCGGAUCAAGCAGGAGGAGUGACACAGGCACAGACCCGGACACUCAGACCAGGAUGCGAGGGCUCGCCAUAGGGGGCUGUGGUUGGCCGCCGUUGAGCUGCUCUCACCGGGACGAUGAGGAGGAAUAUUAUGGAUCUGACCCCCGGCCACGCAGCCUGGCGUGUGAGGAAAACGAAGGGGACAAACCCCAGGGAGAAGGCCUGGACGCCACUUCCCUCCCGAGUCUCUCAGAGAGCGGGAUGCGAUCACCGCAGUGCCGGAUCUGCUUCCAGGGGCCGGAGAAGGGGGAGUUGUUGAGCCCUUGUCGCUGUGAUGGCUCAGUGCGCUGUACCCACCAGUCCUGCCUUAUCCGCUGGAUCAGUGAGAGAGGCUCCUGGAGCUGUGAGCUCUGCUUCUUCAAGUACCAGGUCCUGGCCAUCAGCACUAAAAACCCACUGCAGUGGCAGGCCAUUUCUCUGACUGUGAUUGAGAAGGUGCAGAUUGCGGCCAUUAUCCUGGGCUCUUUGUUCCUCAUCGCCAGUAUCUCCUGGUUGGUGUGGUCCUCUCUUAGCCCCUCAGCCAAAUGGCAGCGGCAGGACCUUCUCUUCCAGAUAUGCUACGGCAUGUAUGGCUUCAUGGACAUAGUUUGUAUAGGCCUUAUAAUCCAUGAAGGGUCGUCUGUUUACCGGAUCUUUAAGCGUUGGCAGGCGGUGAACCAGCAGUGGAAAGUGCUGAAUUAUGAGAAAGCAAAGGACUUAGGUGACCCCAUUAGUUCCAGCAGUAAAGGUCGUGUUGAGAGGAACUCUUCUCACACUGUCACAGACGGCGGACAGAGGGCGAGUCGACAUGUCAGGACUAUUCUUAACCACCACUGUGGCUAUACUAUUUUGCACAUCCUCAGCCAGUUAAGACCCAACAACCUGCACCGUGCCAACCAGGAGGUGGUCAUGAGGGUGACCACUGUAUGAGGCAGGGGUAUACUGACAAAAAGACUCAGAUGUUUAAGGAGAUCAAAGUGUUGAUUGGGAUUUUAUUUUUAAAAAUCCUAAUCUGCCACAUUAACACUGCCGUUAACUUCUAGUCUCGCAGAUUCUCUCUGAGGUCAAAGUGGACAUCGAGAGAUGUUUCUGAGAUUCGGGCAAAGGGAAAGAAAACAUGGCAAAUAAGACUAAAUAAAUACAUUUUGAAAAACAAAAAGCUUUGAUUCUUAAAACUGUUCACCACUUUUCACCAUUUUUACCACCAUGACCAAUGUUACAAAAUGUCAUUGAACUGUAUUGCUUUCUAAAUAAAAAAUAACAUUAAUGUUAAUAGGUUAGAUAUGGAUUUGAAUCUAUAAUAGAAAGUUUAAUGGUGAAAAUGACUGUGCUCCUACUCAUGUGACCACAGCCCCAACCCCCUCUAAUUUGUUUAACGUAUUCCUGAGGGUCCCCCGCGAUUUGGUAGAUUUUCACUUGAAGCUGCUUUGAUGGAUCAGACAUUAAAAAGCCUAAUAAAACUUUGAGACAUGACACAAUUGCUUAAAAUGUACCCUUAAAGUACGAUUCAUGUUUUGUAAUAAAGAUUUUGUUGAUCUCAAAGGAAAACUUUGUGUUUUGUGGGAUCUUUGAUGGAUCUUAGUGAAUGUGGUUUGAAAACAAAUGUGAUACUCUUUAUACUGUAAAUGUGGACUGGAUUUUUCCUGUAGGGAUUACACAAAUGAAAUGAAUGAUAUUUGUAAUGUGAUAAUGUAUAAAUUUAGUACGAAAACAAAACGAAAAACAAUCCUUCCUUCUUCUUCUUCUUACAACUGACCUCAGUGGCAGAUAUUUGCUUUAUAUUUAAUUCUAUAUUAUUCAGACUUCCUCUACUCUGAUGUUAUUGUUAGGAGAUUGCACAUCAUUCCCUAUUAAUUCAGAUUCAGAUAAUAAAUAUGAAUAUUGUUGCAGUUUUUGUCUUUUUAUAAUAAAUCUAUACCCUCAGGCAA